AUGUCGUCAGGGCAAACUCAAGAAGCCCGCGCAUGGAGGGGGCGACAGGCGAUGAUGCGACAACAGGAGCAAAACAUGUCGCAUGGAAUAGUACGAAUUGCCCUUGCCAUGGCCCAACGCCAAUUCGACGAGCUACAGCGAAUGACACCAGAGCAGCGGCGUGCGGGCAAUCGUAUGGGCGCCUCCUACGAUGAUAUUCCCAUCAAUGAGCCCAACGAUUUGAUGCUUUUCAACAGCUAUGCUUUCUCACAGCUCGAUUUUGCCCAAUUCAGCAGGGCCUGUCGAGAAGGUGAUAUGUCUACUGUCGAGUCCAUUGUUACCUCUCAAUCUCGCACGCCAGCCUUCCUCCACGAAGGUCUUUUCAACGCCUUGGGUAGCGGUAAUGUUGAUGUUGCGCGCUAUCUACUUGAUUCUGGAGCACCAAUCACAAAAAGAACUCCAUCGUGGGCUUUGGCCGCUCCACAGGGCCAGCAAAAACCCUUAUUCGAAUUGUUUCUGCAGCACGGCUGGAGCGUGAACACGCCUGGCUUCUACGGAGCUGUCCUUCUACCAUCCGUUAUCCGCGCCGGCAACGAUGCUCUUCUUGACUGGUUUCUUGAGAAUGGUGCAGAUCCGAAUCUUGGCAAACAACAGGACAAUCGCGACCGUUUUGGCGGACCUGAAACGAAUUCAUGCCAGGCACUCGAGACUGCAGCAGAGAUAAGCACCGUCGAAACGGUGCAGAAGCUCCUCAACGCUAGUGCUAAAAUUGACAACGGAGCACCAUUGUAUCAUGCAGCGGGCGCCUGUCCGCCAGGAUCAAAUCCUCACGCCGGACUUAUAACACCAAGCAAAGAAUUUGACGAGGCGAGGAUUUCUGCCAUGGAAUUGCUGGUGAAGAACGGUGCGCGGGUGAACGAUAAGUUAAUCUCACGCCAUAUGACGGCGCAGUAUCCAAUUGUCAAUGCUGUCAUGGCGGGCGCUAUUGAAAGAGUAAAAUGGCUGUUGAGUGAAGGCGCAGAUCCAGAUAUGAAGGGACAGUUUGGCAGUGCUCGCGAUUAUGCUAGAAAGGUUUCUAGUGAUGACAUGAAGCGCGUGCUACAGGUGCUUUGAGGAACCAGGAUGGCUUGAACUACUGGGUAUCGUGCUUGACAUUUAGACGCAGAAACUUCAGAGAAUGAAACGAUUGUUUGAGAUUGAAGUUGAGUUCAUACUAUAGUCUGGCGAUUUACGGAAUUGGCUCGACACUAUUGUGACCUCGCGUGAUUGCCAGCCCUAUAACAAGACGCAGGGUCUGACAGAAAGCAAGGGCAUGGCAUGAGUGUAUAACGGAUCAAUCGGAGAGUUAGGUACCGGUGGGCGUCAGUGCAAAGUAAUGGAGGCUGUUUAGGACUGUUCUUCCA
Fusarium odoratissimum NRRL 54006 is the source of this 1382-nucleotide messenger RNA. RefSeq lists its product as uncharacterized. NCBI's taxonomy places the organism in Eukaryota, Fungi, Ascomycota, Sordariomycetes, Hypocreales, Nectriaceae. The transcript has a single exon. Gene Ontology annotation, cellular component: nucleus; cytoplasm. The record is from RefSeq and is a predicted model, not a curated record. Gene Ontology annotation, molecular function: protein binding. The coding region runs from base 1 to 1092 and encodes 363 amino acids.